Tricharina praecox is the source of this 1873-nucleotide messenger RNA. RefSeq lists its product as uncharacterized. The record is from RefSeq and is a predicted model, not a curated record. The coding region runs from base 412 to 1650 and encodes 412 amino acids. NCBI's taxonomy places the organism in Eukaryota, Fungi, Ascomycota, Pezizomycetes, Pezizales, Pyronemataceae. The transcript has a single exon.
CCUCCUCGAGUCAACUCAAAACUCGCACUACCUCCUUGUCCUUGUCUCUUGGCUGCCUUCCCGCAGCUUCGACAAGAAAGUACAAAAGCCCUCGACGACACCUCAUAUCGAAAAACCCCUAAAUCACUCUGCCACUCGGACCUCGAGCUGCCCCACCCUCCCAUCCAUCCAUCCUUCCUUCUAGCCUUCAAAAAGUCACCCUCGGAGGAUCCAGGAAGCCUUGUGUACCCCACAGCGAAAUCCCAUUGCCCCACAAUUCUCUUAGCCAACAGCUUCCAGCCCUUAGUGCUAUCUUGUAUCGCCCCCCGCCUGUCUAUCAGUCAUCAAUCCUCCCGCUGUUUUCCGUGCAGCCUCCGGACACCAGUCAGGUCUUAAACCCCCCCUCCCUCCCCUUUCGCACCCAGCACUACAAUGAUGGAGACUCUCGUCCUCCCCGUCUCUCCUCCACAACUCUCGUCAACCCCAAAUUCACUGUCCGAAUCAUCCUCUCCUGCCACAUCAAUGGAUUCACAGGGUAGCCCCCGAAGACUCCCAGCCUACCUGGACGCCUUUCGUGCUCCCACCGUCACCUUCAGGUCCGCACCUCCCAGCGGCAGCAAUAGCAGCAGCAAUUACCGCUCCGAAAUAAUCCCAAAUUCCCUCUAUCCAGCGUCGAGCGAUGCAGCGCAGGACGCAGCAAUGUCCCCGCGGACGAUGCCACUGUCCUUCAGCAACCUCUCAGUGCACGAAGCCGACACCGCCUCCACCAGCGGGACAUCGACAUCACCGUCCCGCCUGGCGGGCAGCCCCAUGUUGAUAUUCCGCAAAUCGUCGGUGCACUCGGCCACCUCGCACGCGCACUCGCCCAUCUACAGCACGUCACCCCUUCGCCACCGUCGCCAAUCCGUCGACUUUGCCCUGUCCCCGUCGAAUCCCAAAUUCUUGGCUCUCAACACGUCCAACCAGGAACUGCACGCCCCCAACGACAACGAACCGUACUCCCCAACGAACUCGGCCCACUCGGCCCACUCGGCCCACUCGUUCGAAACCGACCCCAUAUUCCCCGGAGGACUGGAGGAGGAGGGCGAGCAGAUCUGUCCGAGACACCAUCACCGCCAAUCGGUCUCUUCGACCAUCUCGAUAACCUGCUCCUCGCGGUCCCCGUCCGUCGUCUCGGACGACGAUGGCAACGCCGCCGCAGGCGAGGGAGAGAUCGAGGCCACCAUCCCCAUGGAGCCGAUGGCACCCAGCAUGCUAGUGCCGCUCGUCGACCGCAACGAGGAAAUGGCGGACCUCCUGGGCCACCACGCGAAUGCCGCGUGGGUCAAGCUCGUGCAGGGCACCAUCGGCGCCGACGUCUACAGCUCGCAGUGCGUGCCCCUGUGGACCGCCACGAGCCGUCGUGAGAUGUCCGAUUCAAAGUGGUUGAAGAAGUCCAAGAACCUGCUCGAGACCAAGGGCUGUGGCGGCAUCUGCGAUGGCAGGCUCUGGAACGAGUUCUGUGGCAUGGUCGGUUGGGAUAUGAGCUCGCCGCUUCAUGGUGAGGGGAGGGACGACGGGGAUAGGAUGCUGCGCAGCAGGGGCAGCCGCGAUAGCCUCGGCUCUACCUCUAGCGGGAAGAUGAGCUCCAUCAUUGAGGAGAUGGAGGAGGAGUCAUUGCACGCCGAGUGAUCCACAUCCACAUCACUGUUUUGAGUUUCUUUUCUUUUCUUCGAACUUGUUCUUUCUUCUUGGGUACCUGUUAAUCUCCUACCAUGGAAAUGUACGAUGAAUAUGUGAUUGUACCUUUUUCUUUUCUUUUUACCCUUUUUUUCUUUUUAUUUUUUUAUAUUCUUUUUUAUUUUUGGUAUGCGGCGUCCCUGGGUGUUUCCUUUUUUCCCCUCUUACCCUUCUC